Cyphellophora attinorum is the source of this 1845-nucleotide messenger RNA. RefSeq lists its product as uncharacterized. The record is from RefSeq and is a predicted model, not a curated record. The transcript has a single exon. NCBI's taxonomy places the organism in Eukaryota, Fungi, Ascomycota, Eurotiomycetes, Chaetothyriales, Cyphellophoraceae. Bases 1 to 1845 code for a protein of 614 amino acids.
AUGGCGUCAACGGUGGAUGAAGCUCUGCCCAUGACCGAUUCCAGUGACUUUGCAUUCCAGCACUCUUCUCCACUUUCGCUGCGUCACCCAUCAACAUUCUCAAGCCCGCCCGCACCUCCUCUAUCGAACCCAUACGACGACGAAACCACCUCCGAUGAACUCCACGACACGAGCGAGCGCGUUAUCAGACCAAGUGAGAGCAUCACACACCACCAUGCCUUAAGCUCAGCAGACCGCCGACUGUCCGGCCAUUCAUCCAUAUCCUCUUUCCCAGCCUCGGUCCUGCACCACGACCAGCAGAGGACGCCGUCGCGCUUGAGCCAUCAUGAACGGCAUGACAGCUUCGGGAAGGCCGUCUCGCCGCGACGGCACAAAGGCCUCUCGACGGCCUUCAGGAACCCGAGCAGUGUGAUGGAGAUGCAGCUUAACGAUGACACAGGCGACGAAACGGAGAGCGUGGUGUCGCAUCAUGUAAGAAGCGGGUCGAGGAUGUCUGUGCGCAGUCACGGGAGCAGUCACUCGUCGCCGUCGAAGAGGGGGACGAGAAGUGUCGGCUCAUCGCCUAAGAAAGGCAGUGGGUUGCGCAAGGAGUUUCCGCUUGUGCUGCUUCAUUGCACGCUGCUGCCGCCAGCGAACAACUGGGUAAGCCCGACUUGUCCUAAGGAGUUGUUUGCAGCUCUUCUACCAGACGGGUACCGGCAGCGAUGGAUCCAGCUGCACGACAAGCUCAGCAGUGCUGAAGUAAAGCUGCGAGGGAUCCUUCUUCCCCACCCGCAGGACGACUACGAGCUUCUAGAGGAGCGGUUGCUGGAGGCUCUCGAGCUCGAGUCGCCUCGAAUACAAGGCAGCCAUUUCGACGACAAAGGCGCGGACAGUGGCUUCGAGGACGGGAGUCAGUCUGAGAGCGACGCUGACGAUAAGUGUCCUGACUGCGGCAAGCAGAUCGGCAAACGGGAGCGGAAAUGGGAGAUCAAAGUCUUCGCUGCUAAUGGUCUGAUGAGGGGCGCGGCAUGGACAGCAGCGUGGCGAGAUAUGGAGAAGGUUGACGUACAGGUCGAUGUCUUCAUGCCGGAGGAUGUUCGCCGGGAGGUCAACACCAGGCUGGAAGCUUUGCAGGCUGCGGAGGAGGAAGCACAGAUGGAGGAGGAAGCUGCAUCGACGACAGCAGCGCAGCAUGAACCAAGAGGAUCCGCACACGAAUUACCAAGGGAACGGACCAGACCAGAUGAGCCGUAUCAGCAACGAGCGCAGCCGCAGGCACAUGACUCCAGCGCAAGAAGUCCGCGAGCCUCCAGCGCGAUCGAGUUGUUGCUGCAAGAUCGCAAGAAUAUCGUGAUCUUGCUGUUGAGCAUAGUUGUCGCCGUCUACGCAAUCAUCCUUCCCAGAAUUGGGCAGUUCAAUGAGCCGUCAUCAGUACUCGCCUCCCACACCGGCGCUCAGGCCGUGAGUCCCGUUGCAAAUACUGCAACGUGGUCGACCACAGGCAUUCUUCAGGAGGUGCCGCCCAUUCCUGUAGCGACAGCGAAUCACCGUCUUUCGAUGCACGAGCCAGCAAACAGGCCAUCUGGACCAGCGACCAAGCCAGCUGAAGUCUUGAACACAGAGACAAUUGGCAAGCACAUCCCCAUCGAUGAAGCUGCGCCUUUGGCAGCAGCCAGCGACAAUACGGACAACACGAGGGCCUCGCCAAUCGUGAACUUGGCUCCAGAUUCGCGCGAUAACGAGCACGAGAUUGGACACGAGAUGCAGCCGCCGGAUGCGGUGGCGGAGCUGCAACGUGAGCUUUCGAAUAAGGAAGAGCAAGUAUUCAUCACGCAGGAUGGCGAGGACAGGAGAGAAAGAUAG